AUAAAGACCGCGAUCCGCGACCGCGGGCUCCGCACUGCUGAGGAGCGGAGCCUCCGCCUGGGGGCCCCCAGUCCCUGGCUGUCCCCCAACUGCGCGUCCCCGCCCCACCCCCGCGGCCAAGCCGCCACUGGUGCAGUGGUCUCUGCUUGGCGGAGGGAGCCUUGAGCUUCCUUCCACAGCCUCUUUGCAUCUUGGAUUUCGGGGCGGCCCCCUCCCCCCCUUCUCCCUGCCUUUUUGUACCCCGCUUUUUUCUGCGUUUUGCUCGGCUUUUGUAGCCGUCUGUUUUUGCACCCCUUUUCGCUUUGCUUCUAGGCGGUUUGGGGGGGUGAAGCUGCAUUCAUACCCCUUCCUCUUGUUAUUCUCCCCUGCUCUGACAGCACCCCUUUUCAUCGCAGUUGGGGGGCCUAGGAUCGGUGCAUCUUCCGCCGCCCUGCCAGCACCCCGCAGCGCGUGGCCGUGCACCUCGGAAUUUGCAGCAGCUGCAUAUCUGAGGGGGGUCUCCUUUGCCCUCGCCUCCUUCCCUCCCCGCGCUUUUGGGUGUGUGGAGGGCUACAGCGCGCGGCGUCCCCGCUUCUCCGCAGCCCCCAGCCCCGGGCCGGGACUCGCCCCGCGCCGCCAAGAUGGUCAUCCAGAAAGAGAAGAAGAGCUGCGGGCAGGUGGUUGAGGAGUGGAAGGAGUUCGUGUGGAACCCGAGGACGCACCAGUUCAUGGGCCGCACCGGGACCAGCUGGGCCUUUAUCCUCCUCUUCUACCUCGUCUUUUAUGGCUUCCUCACCGCCAUGUUCUCUCUCACCAUGUGGGUGAUGCUACAGACUGUCUCCGACCAUACCCCCAAGUACCAGGACCGACUGGCCACACCAGGCUUGAUGAUUCGCCCCAAGACUGAGAACCUUGAUGUCAUUGUCAAUGUCAGUGACACUGAAAGCUGGGACCAGCAUGUUCAGAAGCUCAACAAGUUCUUGGAGCCUUACAACGACUCUAUCCAAGCCCAGAAGAAUGAUGUCUGCCGCCCUGGGCGCUAUUACGAACAGCCAGAUAAUGGAGUCCUCAACUACCCCAAACGUGCCUGCCAAUUCAACCGGACCCAGCUGGGCAUCUGCUCCGGCAUUGGGGACCCCACCCACUAUGGUUACAGCACUGGGCAGCCCUGUGUCUUCAUCAAGAUGAACCGGGUCAUCAACUUCUAUGCAGGAGCAAACCAGAGCAUGAAUGUUACCUGUGCUGGGAAGAAGCCCCAUCACCAUAGAAACAAGGGGAAAUUGAUUCCUGAGGAUGGGCGAGAUGAAGAUGCUGAGAAUCUCGGCCAUUUCGUCAUGUUCCCUUCCAAUGGCAACAUCGACCUCAUGUACUUCCCCUACUAUGGCAAAAAGUUCCACGUAAACUACACACAGCCCCUGGUGGCCGUGAAGUUCCUGAAUGUGACCCCCAAUGUGGAGGUGAAUGUAGAAUGCCGCAUCAAUGCCGCCAACAUCGCCACAGACGAUGAGCGAGACAAGUUUGCUGGCCGCGUGGCAUUCAAACUCCGCAUCAACAAAACCUGAGGCCCCUUUCUCCCACCCCACCUCUCUCCUGUGGAUGCUUCUGGAAUGUCCCUGACCCUGCCUGAUCCCUCCUUCACCCACCCCAAAGGUAUUUUUGAUAACAAAGCUAUGACUUGUCUGAGCCUCACACCCUUUUCCUUGACUUCUCAACCCAGCCUGAAGUCCAUGGCGGUUCUCUGGCCACUUGCAUUUUCCACCAACUUCUCCCAACCUCAGCUCAGUCAGAGGGAGCUGGGCUACCAAGAUGGCCACAGAGGCGUUAGGAGCCUUUCUAGUUCUGGUUUAGCUGUGAGAGCUACCCACUCUCCUGCCUGCAUAUCCCUUGAGAGUUAUAGGAAGUGCCCAUUGACCCACCCACCCACCACCUACACCCGCCUCCCCCACCCUCCCCACCCCCCACACACAAACGUGCACUCGUGCCUCAUUUGCUUCCAGAGAUGAUUGUGGCACUCCGUCCUUCCAUUCCUAAGCACUAGCCACUGUCCCUUGAUCUCUCUCUCUCACUUUCUCCCUAUCUACACAGUCACUAUCUUGGUGACUUUGAACUUAUCUGGCUCCUGGGAAGCUCUUCUCUGCCUCUUCAUCCCUGUUCCCUCCUCUGAAAGGCACCCCUUUGUGACUGAGGACAAGGUGAUUCUGUGGCCUUUUCCCUCUUUCCUGGCAUGUUCUGCUGCUCACCCUCUGGUGAUUCUGUGAGCUGGGAAAUGAAGGAAUGGAAGCGAGGCCUGCUGUGUUGACCCUUCCCAAAAAUCCUCUAGCAGCCCCUGACUGACUUCAGUUUCUUUCUUUCCUUCCUUCCUCUCUUUCCCUUUUUCUCUCUCUCUUUCAACGAGGUUUCACACUUGUUGCCCAGGCUGGAGUACAAUGGCGUUUGGCUUGGCUCACUGCAACCUCUGCCUCCCAGGUUCAAGCAAUUCUCCUGCCUCAGCCUCCUGAGUAGCUGGGAUUACAGGCAUUUGCUACCACGCCUGGCUAAUUAUUUUUGUAUUUUUAGUAGAGACGGGGUUUCACCAUGUUGGCCAGGCUGGUCUUGAACUCCCGACCUCAGGUGAUCUGCCCAUCUUGGCCUCCCAAUGGGUUGAGAUUAUAGGCGUGAGCCACUGCACCCAGCUUCAGUUUCUUCCUAGGCCCUUCUAUCACCCAAAUAGCUGCUACCCAGAGGGGCGGGGUUGACCUAGGCUGAAUAUCCACUUUGUUUUUAUGGAUGGCUCCCUUCCCCCAUUUGCCUUCCCAGAAUAUCCUUCAAGUUCCACUUCCCAGGGAGCUCUGGGGGAGGGGUGGCCAUUUUUGCUCCGUCCCCAGUGGCCACCUUGGAAACAUCAGCUGGCUUUGGGACUAUUCCACCUCCUUCCCCCGAGCCCAGAUCUGCCCCCACGAUCGUCUCUCUGGUUUCUCUUAGCAAGUUAUCAACGAAUCACUAACUCCUUUCCUUUCCUCCGCAUGCAGGCCUGGAAGUUCCAAAUCUAGCCUCUGAAUGUCUUGGUUCCAUCUCCUUCAGACCCCUCUGCCUUUAAAAAAACAAAAACAAAAACAAAAAAAACCCGUAAUACCCAUAGAAUGUCAAAUGAGGGGCCUUCUGCCUCCUGCUUUGAAUACUCCGUAGCUGUAGAGUAUUUUAACUCUUUGUCCUCCAGAAUCGCUUCACUUCCUCCUGCCCUCUAACCUUCUUUUUCUUUUUUAAUGCGGCAGCAUCCAUACUCCACCCGCUGGUGGACCCUUCCCUUUUUCUCUAGCUGAAUCUGUGUUUCUUCCCUUCGGGUCUCCAUGUUUCCCCGCCCCUGCCCCCCACCACAGUCUCUCUCUGCAGUUAUUUAAUGCCUGUGUCAGAUCUACUGUAAAAAGAGGAUUAAGUAAAAUGAGAGCAAUUAUAUAUAUAAAUAUAUAUCAUACACAGA
Molecule: messenger RNA, 3436 nt
Organism: Callithrix jacchus (white-tufted-ear marmoset)
Lineage: Eukaryota; Metazoa; Chordata; Mammalia; Primates; Cebidae
Gene: ATP1B2
Product: ATPase Na+/K+ transporting subunit beta 2
Biological process (GO): potassium ion import across plasma membrane; sodium ion export across plasma membrane; intracellular potassium ion homeostasis
Cellular component (GO): sodium:potassium-exchanging ATPase complex
Molecular function (GO): ATPase activator activity
Source: RefSeq, a predicted model, not a curated record